Molecule: messenger RNA, 1881 nt
Organism: Closterium sp. Naga37s-1
Lineage: Eukaryota; Viridiplantae; Streptophyta; Zygnematophyceae; Desmidiales; Closteriaceae
Source: the annotation of a GenBank genome assembly
AUGCGCUCCGCUAAGAGCGUCCUCAGCGGGGCGGCGUGGACGCUGGGGGGAAAGCGGGCGGUGGGGGGGAUGGGGGCGGUGGGGGGGAUGGGGGGUGUUGAGGGGAUGAGAAGGAGAAGGGCGAGGAGGGCGGUUAGGGCCAUGUCAUUUGCUGCUGGUGCAGCUGGUGAUGCCGUCUCUGGUACAAGAGAUGAUAGCGAUGGCAGUGCUGCUGCUGCUGGUAGUGGUGGUUGGAAGGAAGGAGAGGAAGAGGAGAGGAGCAGUGGGAGUGGGAGUGAGGACGAGGGGCAGCAGGUGGCGGUGGUGAGGGAUAUCUGGGGCCUUGCCCUCCCCGCCCUGGGUGCUGUUCUGUCGGAUCCGCUCAUGACGCUCAUAGACACGGCGUGUGUGGGGCAGCUGGGGUCGCUGCACCUCGCUGCGCUCGCUCCCAACGUCUCUGUCUUCAACUUCAUCUUCCAGACCUUCACCUUUCUGGGCACGGCAACGUGUGCACUGGUGGCGCGCCAAUCCACGCCCCAGCCCACCUACGCUGCACAGUCCCACCAGAACCUACUGGCCAGCAGGGCAGUGACAGCAGCAAUGCUGCUGGCGGUGGUGGGCGGGUCACUGCUAGCCCUCGCGCUGCUCCUCUCUGGCCCCUCGCUCCUCCGAGCCAUGGGCUGCCGCCCGCCCUUCCUGCUGCCCGCGCUGCAAUACCUCCGCAUCCGUGCUCUCUCUGCGCCCUUCGUGCUGGCUAUUCUGGUGGCGCAGGGAGCGUGUCUGGGGCAGCAGGACUCGGUGACGCCGCUGCUCAUAUUCGCUUCUGCUGCUGCGGUGAACGUGGCAGGGGAUGCACUUCUAGCGCUGUACAUGGGGUGGGGUGUGCGGGGAGCAGCGUGGGCCACACUCCUGGGUCAAGUGCUCGCUGCCCUCAUCUUUGCUGCUCGACUGCGGCCACGAGAAUUGAUUCAGAGGAAACAAGGGAGAGAUCAAUGGGAGGAAAAAGCAGGGGAACAAGAGGGGGAGGCAUUGAGUGGAGGUAGGGGGGGAGGAGAGCUCAGCAGAAAAGAAGAUAGCGAUCGGUUGGGAGAAGACUGGGCUGCUGCAGCGCACCAUGGUGAGCGGACUUUUGAGUCGACUCAAAAGUCUGCGGCGCACCAUGGUGAGCACCGUGGUGAGUGGCAGUUCCAUCAAAGUCGGCCGCAGUUGCAACAACAAAGAGAACAAGGACAAGAACAACAGCAGCAACAACAACAGCAAGAAGAAAAGCAACAGCAGAAGCAGCAGCAGGAACAGCAGCAGCAGCAGCAGCAUGACCACGAGCAGCAGCAACAGCAGCCCUCCAAGCGUCAGCUGCAGAUAUCAGUGCGGUGGUUCGGGUGGGGCCUUCAGGAGGAGGGUGCAGCGAUUGCGAGCAUGGCUGUGCCGCUGGUCACGCGAUCCAUACUGGGCAUGGUGGUGUACACGCUGUUGGCACGCGGGGCAGCGACGGUGGGCGUGGUGGCCAUGGCUGCCCACCAGGUCGCCAUGCAGGUGUUCUGGACGCUCAGUUACUUCGCAGAGCCACUCUCGCUCGCAGCACAGUCCCUGGUGGGCCGAGACAUCAAGAGCAGGCCAAAGCGUGCAUCGCGCACGGCGCGUCAGCUGCUGCUGAUGGCAGCAGUCACAGGGGGCGUGUUGGCGCUGCUGGUGCUCACGCUCUCCCUCUGCGCCUCACACCUGCUCUCCUCCGAUCCGGGCGUGCGCCGCGCCGUCAGAAGCGUGGCGUGGCACAGCGCUGCGUGCGAGUGCCUAUGUGCUGUGUCCAUGUCCCUCGAGGGAAUUGCCAUCGGUGCAGUCGAGGGGGUUGCCAUCGGGACAGAUGAAGGGAGGGUGGUUGAGUCGAGUAAGCAGGGAGGGUAG